AAUGAAACAAGGAAAAAGAAGAACUCAAUACCUUUGAAUGCCGGAGAGUCCUGACGUUAUGUUCCCCUGGUCCAAGCACUUUCAGCAUUUUACAAUUUACAGCCUCGCACUGGACACCGGCCCGUUAUUAUCAGAUGCGGACGCCUGCUGAAGAGUGUGACAGGGACACAUCUGGUGUUAUUUACUUGGUGCUCAGAUCAGGACGGAUCAUACUGUGGUGGUGCACCGCAGAAUACAUGAUCCAUGUCAUGUACAUGCACUCCAUCCAGUCUAAUGAGACCUACUUAGAGAUCCUCCCUCCCUGGGCCUUCGGUGCACUAUAGCAGUGAUUUUCCCUGAUGACAUCUAAAUCAAAGGCCCCGUUGGCACACCUGCCAUGGAUAGAGAUCCUUGCAUACUGGGUGUUGUCCUUUGGCUCUCAUCUGUACUCUUUCUACCAACUGCACAGGUUCUCCAAAGAGCAUGAAGUGGGAUUAGAGAGAGAUUUCCAGUUGGAAAAGGGCCUUGUUAAGGGUUUUAAAAGGGACCCCGCAGACUUUGAGUGGAGUUUCUGGACUGAAUGGGCUAAAACGUCUUUGCUGUGGACUCUGAUUGGUCAUGGAGUGAUAUCGAGAUUGACCAGCAUCUUUUCCCCCAAGUUUAGGGUGCCAGCACUCGCAGUAUAUGGCCUCUUAGCAGCCAGCAGUGUGCUGGGGAUUAAAGGUGCGAGUGUGCUGCUGGUACAUCUGGGCCUGUCCUUUUCAGUGGCCCAACUGCGAAAGCCCGCUCUGUCAUGGGCCUGCAACCUUCUGCUGCUCUCCACACUUCACAUCCAACCACUUCAAGAGAUCCAGAGAGGCUGGUAUAAGACUGAGGAGGAGUACUAUCUGCUACUCUUCAGUGUUGCCGUCUGUGGUCUACGCCUCAUCAGCUUCAGCCUGGAGCAUUGCUGGUGCCCUCUAGACUGUGGUGGAGUUGUUCAGCUCUGCUGGUUGUUUUCAUACACCUUCUAUCAUCCUUUUUUUUACAAUGGACCCAUUAUCACGUACAAAGACUACAUUGAGCAGAUGCGGACGCCUGCUGAAGAGUGUGACAGGGACACAUCCGGUGUUAUUUACUUGGUGCUCAGAUCAGGACGGAUCAUACUAUGGUGGUGCACCGCAGAAUACAUGAUCCAUGUCAUGUACAUGCACUCCAUCCAGUCUAAUGAGACCUACUUAGAGAUCCUCCCUCCCUGGGCCUUCGGCGGUCUGGCCCUGGCCCUCGUCCAGUUCUUCUUUGUGAAGUAUCUGGUACUGUUUGGCUUUCCAUCCAUGCUGGCUACUUUGGAUAAACUAGUUCCCCCAAAGCUUCCUCGUUGUGUCAGCAUCAUGUACAGUUUCACAGGGAUGUGGAGGCACUUUGACGACGGCCUUUAUCGAUGGCUCAUCAGAUACAUCUAUGUGCCGUUGGGAGGUUCCCGCCAUGGUCUUCUUUACCAAAUGUUAUCCACUGGCCUUGCGUUCGCAUUCGUCUGCUUCUGGCACGGCGGCCAUGACUACUUGCGGUACUGGGCCCUGAUGAAUUGGGCGGGAGUUGUGGUGGAAAAUGGACUGAAGUCUUUCUUUGCCUCAUCAUUUAUUCACUCUAUUGUUGAUCAGAAUGUCUCUCCUGCGAUGCAGAGGCGUUGCGUUGCCCUUCUCUCUGCCUUCUCCACUGCCAUGCUCAUCCUGUCUAAUCUGGUGUUCCUCGGGGGCAUACAUGUUGGCAGAAUCUUCUGGAAGCGUGUCUUCAUUGAAGGCUGGUCCACCAUGGCCCUGCCUAUGCUGGCUUUCCUCUACUGCUUUGCACAGAUUGGACUCGAGUGGACUUCUCACCCACCAUGAGUCACCUUGACUUUGUAUUGGAGUGAGAAUCCCUGCUACCGGAUAACCAGAGCAACCUGCUGAGUCCAUCGCCUUGUCUUCACCAGCCAGAGUCUCUGUGGCGAUGCUGGCUCACAGUCACAGAGCCCGUCCAAACUUGGCUGAAGUGCAGCUGAGCAGCCACUUUUCACAACCUGCGAGGCUGGACAAAAUCUGCCUGUAAGCUAAGACUUAAAGGAUCACUGCUCAUUCUCUUUCAUGGAAAAUGUAAGUGUGCACUAACUGUAAUAGAAUACAAUUCAGGGAAGUCUGUGCAGUGUCGAGGCACGUUUUCUACCCAAUAAGCUACACUGAAUCACCGUUAUUCCAAGAAACAAAAUGAAAUAUGGACCCUGAAUCUGUCUUGGUUAUAUGACCGAUAAGUUAUUGCUCAGUGGUGCGGUAAGCUGGAGAAAUCCUAGUUUCAUAUUUACCGUCUUCCUUUAGCUCGCCACAAAAGCAUUUGUAUUCGGAGGUAGACAAAAGGCACAGACGGCUGAAGAAACCCGCAGGAAACCUGAUCAAUGCCAUUAUUUCCCUUACAGAUGCAAUUUAGGUAAAGUAGUACGACACUAAUAUUAGUAGACGCACUGCUAAAAAGCUUCAGAGGGACCACACACUAACUUUUCAUUCAAACACAAGCUGUUCAAUUCAAUGGAAUUUGUUGUUUUGUCUUUUGGAUUCAUGGACAAUAAGAAAAAUAAGAAAUAUCAAAGACAUUUGUCAAACUUUUGGAUUAUUGGAAAGCUUAAUAAAUUAAUGUAUGCUCAAUGAGGUUAUGAGGCUUUCACAUGAGAGCUUUAGUGAAGGUUGGAGCUGCAGCAGUGAGUCAAUUAACCAAUCAAUUAAUGGUUAACUAUAUUAGAGAUCGUAUUGUUUUUUGAAGCAAAAUGCAGAACCCUGUCUGGUUCCAGCUUCUCAAAUGUGAGGAUUUGCUGCUUUUCUCUACUUUAUAAUCAUUGUAAACUGAAUCUGAUCAACUGAACUGACAUGUUCACUGUAUUCUGACAUGUUACAUAACAAUCAAUAGAUUUAAUCGAGAAAAUAAUCGUCCGAUUGAAGAAUAUUAACAUUAAUUACUUGCAGUAAUUGAGCUACAGUGUAGUUUCACAGCAGUAUUACAUUAUUACAGCUACACAUCUUAAAAGCAUUUACAUUUCAGAUCACAAUAAAUAAUUUACUCUGUAAUCCAGUCGGGGAUGACUAAUUUGUCAACAGCUUUAGUAACAGGAAGCUGCUUUUUGUUUUGUCUUUUGAGUUUAGAAAGCUCAGGGCAAGGCUUCCAAGGAGAUACAUUUACUUUAUUGUCGCGCCACAACAUUUGACUGUUCCCAAGGUUGUUACGCAUGUUCAGGUUCUCACUCCGUGAACUGUCCUACCUGCACAGGUCUGUCAUUUGUAUCUCCAUCAGUGGUGAAUAAACGGUGUUAUA
Molecule: messenger RNA, 3294 nt
Organism: Cottoperca gobio
Lineage: Eukaryota; Metazoa; Chordata; Actinopteri; Perciformes; Bovichtidae
Gene: hhat
Product: hedgehog acyltransferase
Exons: 13
Coding region: 339-1844 (501 amino acids)
Biological process (GO): protein palmitoylation
Cellular component (GO): endoplasmic reticulum
Molecular function (GO): palmitoyltransferase activity
Source: RefSeq, a predicted model, not a curated record